Messenger RNA from Kwoniella shivajii, 2601 nucleotides. RefSeq lists its product as uncharacterized. Bases 1 to 2601 code for a protein of 866 amino acids. Lineage: Eukaryota; Fungi; Basidiomycota; Tremellomycetes; Tremellales; Cryptococcaceae. The transcript is spliced from 9 exons. Gene Ontology annotation, cellular component: plasma membrane. The record is from RefSeq and is a predicted model, not a curated record. Gene Ontology annotation, biological process: actin cortical patch localization.
AUGUCUGUCACUUCUCACACUUCAUUCCCUCCACCUGCUCCUUCUGCUCGUUCGAAAUUCACCACUCAACCAACAGAACGCGAUUUCGAUUCUGAUUUGACACAUGAUUUUGGUGAUCCAAAUUUCGAUAUCGAUGGUAUAGGAACCACAGGAGCAGAAGCAGGACUAGGUGAUACGGGAACAGAAGAAGAAGCUGUACAUUUUUGUUUAUUGGCUGAAUUCGAUAUUGAUGCUGGAGCGACUUUGGCCCAUCAAUAUCCAUAUCCAACUGGCACAGAUGAGCAUCGACUAGCAGAAUUGAUGUUACCUGAUGGAGCACAUUUACGACCGGAAGAUUGGACUGUAUUCUAUCUAGGUCAAACUCCUUCUUCUGCAAUCGCACCUAUGUUAUCACAUGAAUCAUCAUCCAGGAUAUCGUUAGAAUCAGAUAAAAGAGCGAGUAUGAUGCCUUCUGAUAGAGCUACAAGAGGUGUUUCAGGUGGAGGAUUAUUGUAUGUUUUAAAUUGCGUUAGGAUGAAGGAAGAUAAGAAAAUGAGAAGAGGCGCAAUGGUGAAAGCCAUGGCUAUAUGUACUCCUAAUCCAUAUAUUGGAAUAUACAAGCCAUUACUACUUCUUGCCCUGGAAGAAUAUUUCAUUUCUCCUUCGCCUGAGAUAUUAGCUCGUUUAUUCGAUUCAGCCAAUGCCAUAUCCACAGCUGGGAUGCCACGUUUAACGCGAUACGAACGAAUCCUUUUACGUUGUUCAGAAAGAAAAGAUUUAUUCGAAGAAAAGUUCGGUGUGAUCGAAGUGAAUACCGGUACGCAAGAAGUGUUCCAGGAUCUCCCCUCUGAAUACGGCCAGAGAUAUGUCUCAACCUCUAGUGAGGGUAGCGAGACUCUGAAAGACAGUGUGAAUGGUAGAAGUGGAUCAGGAGGUCCGAAUUCCACAUCAACAUCCACGACAACAUCGACAUCUGGACAUCGUAAGACCCUUUCAUCAUCUUCAGGUGUAAGGAUGGUACGAAAAGGUUCAGCAAGUUCUUCACAAUUCUAUCUAGCUACUCCACCUUCAAAAGAAGGUCGGUCGACUCCUGAAGUAGGAUAUGGAGAAUCAACAAAAAGAAUAGGUGUCCCUAGAGAUACUCAUUUCUUCGAAACAGAAGCUAGAUUCAAGAAGAUCACCGUACCGAUAAGAAUACCAAUGACCGUUUUCGAUGAAGAUGUUGGUGAUUACUCGCUCAUCGAGCUGGUCCAGACGUUCUCACAUAUUGUUACACCUUUUCCACCACCUUACCAUCCUCAUUUACACACGAAUGGAUCAUCGACACAUCCCAUCAUCUUAAUACUUAAUGCGAUGUUAGCUCAUAAACGAGUAAUGUUCCUCGGACAUGGACUUCCAGCUAAUCAAGUAGCACGUAUGGUAUUAGCUGCUUGUGCAUUAGGAUCAGGAUGUGGUCAAGUCCUACGUGGAAUGACAUCUUGUGCAUUCCCAUAUGCGAAUCUAGCUUCUUUAGACAUAUUAGAAGAAUUCUCAGGUUUCGUAGCAGGAGUAACGAAUCCAAGAUUCGAAGAAUUGCCUACAACAUGGGACAUCUUAUGUAACCUGGAAACUGGGAGAGUGACCGUUUCGAAGAAUCUUCAAUCGACUAAUGUAGGUUCGAUCAGAUCAGGUAGAUCAUCAGAAACAUCUUUAGGAAGUGGAAGCUUGAUUAAAGUUGAAGAUGAUCCUUCAACUACGACAAAUACACCUCAAGCUAAAAUGAACAGUAUAGCUAAAAGUGAUUGUGUCGAUAACCAAUUCAUGGAUGAGAUAAUAUCAGCAAUGUCAUCGCAUUAUGGAGAAUCAAAUAUCCGACUACGCUUCGUAGAUUACCUGAAUCGAUUCGUUAGAAUAGCGGCUCAUCAAGAAUACAUACAAACUGGUUCUACCAGAAUUGGUUAUCCGAGCGUGGCUUAUCGUGAUGGGCAAUUGGGUAGCGGAGCCGUUUUCGCAGAUGAACAAAGUAAAAAUAGGGAGUUGUGGGCAAAUGCUCAUAGAGUCGAAGCUUGGAGGAAGACUGGGAGUUAUAAACUAUUUGCAAAAGACUGGCAAUCACGUAUGAAGAAACGAUCAGUCGAAUUUGACGUCCAACAUCAAAUUGCUCGACUGAGAUCAGCCAAGAACAUGUCAGAUGCAGAAGCUGAAACAAUCUUUAAUGCUCUAAAUAAUGGUAUCAAUGAUUAUGACCAAGUUGUAGAGUUACUGACUCAUUUACCUGCACAUUGGGGUGGAUUGAUGCCUAUUGCAAACGGCUUAUUCCACCGUUGGACAGGAGUCAGAGAAAACGCUCUAGAUCUGUUAAUUACCAUACAACAAUAUCCUGUUGGUCGACACGCUAUAUCUUCUAUGAACUAUUUCCAUCGAAAAGCUCUAAUAUCCUUGUUAGAAAGAAGGGAAGCCAAUUACAUUCGGUUCAAUUCACCCACUUUAUCUAAUUUCAGUUCGAAUGUCAAUACAAACACGAAUGCGACUACGAAUGGAUGGUCAACAAGUGAUCAUUCCCCUGCAACAGUUCAAGGUGGUAGUACGAACGUGACUCCUCAACAAGGUGUAAGUAAAGUCAUCAAAGCGUUCUUGGAUUGA